GCGUGGGUUGCCUGUGCUGCGCGGUCGCCUAGCGUUAUUUCUUAUUUUCUCAUGAUAUUUUCUGAAGAUGUCCUCUCGAGUUUUGAGAAAACUCCAGGCGGAGAACGACCAAAAUCCAGGCGAACUCGGGGACGAUGAUGAAGAGACUGACCUUAACCUUAUCCCCUCAAAACCGAGACGAAAAAAGAAAGCAACUAUCAAUCCUUUUGAUCUCCUGAAAGAGAAUGGUACUGAGUCGGAAGAUGACGAGGAGAGCAGCACAAAGGAACCAGACGCUGUCCAUGAUGCUGGUGAGAAGAAGCUAUAUCAAGAACAGACUAGUGAAUCAGUCACAACAAAUACCAGGCAGGGCAAUAAGAAGAAAAAGAAGAAGAAGAAAAAGAAAGGAAAGGAUUAUCAAGAAGAGCAAAAAUCUGGAGCCAAGGCAGAGGACGAUAUUGACAUUGAUGCAACGAUCCGUGAGGUCAACAAUAUGCUUGGAAUCACAACAACUCCUUCAGCCACUACCGAGUUCUCAACGCCUGAAUUUAAUGGCAGUGGUUCUUUGGAUACUACAGCAGUCCUUGGAGUGGAACACAGAAAUUUAAAUGCAGAGAAUGAAAUGAAAAGAAGGUUUGGCACUAGUAUAGUGAGAGGAGAGGCCAGGCAAAGACGGACCCACAGGAGGAUGUACCAUCGCUCUACUUGGCUUGUUUCACCAAAAGACACAUGGCCAAACAUGUCAAAGUCAGGUUUAAGAAUGGUCCUCCUUGAAAACAAAAAUGGAUGUAAUUAUUUCGCAUUUGAGCACUCACAGACAUACCAGAACAUACAGUUCCAGUUUCUAGAUGCUGUGGAAUCUCUUGAUCCUAACAACAUAUCUGGAAUCCUCCAGUCACAUCCGUACCAUGUCGACUCCCUCCUUCAGCUGAGUGAAGUCUGUAAGAUGGGUGAGGAUUACCAAAUGGCUGCCGAGCUCAUUGAGCGCUCUCUAUACUGCUUUGAGUGUAGUUUUCACACCCUCUUCAGCCUCACGCAGGGAACAUCCAGACUUGACUACAGACGAUCAGAGAACAGGCCUUUCUUCAUUGCACUAUUUCGACAUUUGCAUUAUGUUGACCAGAGAGGUUGUCAUCGCACUGCUUUGGAGCUGUGCAAAUUUCUCUUGAGCUUGGAUCCGGACAGUGACCCUCUGUGUGCUUUGCUGAUGAUUGACUUCUUUGCCCUGACCUCAGACCAAUAUUCGUUCCUUUUACGGCUUUAUGAAGAAUGGGAGCACCACCGUAACCUUUCCCAACUGCCGAAUUUCGCAUAUUCCGUGGCGAUGGCAAAGUUCCACCUCAGUCGUACCAACAAUGAAGACAAAACAGACGCGGAUGACAUGAUCCAGAGGGCACUCAUCAUGUUUCCGUCGGUUUUGGUUCCUCUCUUGGAUAAGUGUAAUGUUGUCCUCGAUUCCUCCAUCGCCAACCAUCGAUUCUUCUCCGCCCUUUCUCUUAACAGCCAGACUAUGGCGCUGAAACAACUGGUUAUGCUGUACGUGGGGAGGGCCUAUCAUGUCUGGAAGGACCCACUGGUAAUUGACUGGCUUGUCACCAAUGCCCGACUAGUUAUGGAUCGAGUUGACAACAAUGAUUCGUUCGUGGACGAGUGUGCUAGGAAGAGGCGCAUCCGUUAUCAGGGCACGCCGAGGAAUAUAUACCGGCACAUAAUUCUCUCAGAUAUCAAAGAUGCCAGUGCUUCCCUUCCGAUGGAGCUGUCAGAGACACCGAUGAUGUCUUAUGAUCCUCUUCCGCCUGCCGACUCUAUUUCUGGCUACACUCGACCAGAAAGGCCUACUAUCACAAGUUCUGACAGCAACCCAUUGAGCAUGUUCUUCCGUUCUUUGCUGCCAUCAUUCAAUCCCCAGGCCCCCGCAGACCCAGGUGCCGAAGGGCGGGUCGUUGUGUAUGAAGAAGCCGAGGGAGCCGAGGGCGGCCCCAGGCCUUUGCGUGGAGCAGACCUAGCACAUGGAGUAGAGAAUCUCAUGUCUGCUAUGAGGGAACUACUGAAUACAAUAACAUACCGUGGGGAGCCUGGAGGUGAGGGAGAAGAUGAGGAAGAGCAGGACUGGGGAGAGAACCAACAAGGGGAAGGAGCGGGCUAGCUACAUAUAGUGAUAAUAAAGAUAUCAUGUAUCAUUGUCGACUGGAAAUAAAGUGAUUAUUUCUUAA
Nematostella vectensis (starlet sea anemone) is the source of this 2192-nucleotide messenger RNA. RefSeq names its product transcription factor 25. The record is from RefSeq and is a predicted model, not a curated record. Bases 68 to 2125 code for a protein of 685 amino acids. The transcript has 24 exons. Gene Ontology annotation, cellular component: RQC complex. Lineage: Eukaryota; Metazoa; Cnidaria; Anthozoa; Actiniaria; Edwardsiidae.